Messenger RNA from Megalops cyprinoides (Indo-Pacific tarpon), 588 nucleotides. RefSeq names its product ER membrane protein complex subunit 6-like. Gene Ontology annotation, biological process: protein folding in endoplasmic reticulum; autophagosome assembly. Bases 126 to 461 code for a protein of 111 amino acids. The transcript is spliced from 2 exons. NCBI's taxonomy places the organism in Eukaryota, Metazoa, Chordata, Actinopteri, Elopiformes, Megalopidae. The record is from RefSeq and is a predicted model, not a curated record. Gene Ontology annotation, cellular component: EMC complex; membrane; endoplasmic reticulum.
UUGGCGAUUUGUGACCAUCUGCUGCUUCUUUGCGAAAAUGCAGUUGUGGAUCUCUUUGUACAAGUAAGAUCAGAAAACGCAUUAUCAAGCAAGUUCUCCUGGAGUUGCCUUCAUAUGACCUGCUCAUGAUGGCCGGUUCGUCCGCCAAACGAGAGGGCCCGCAGUUCAUCAGCGAGGCGGCUAUGCGGGGCAACGCGGCCGUGCUGGACUACUGCCGCACCUCGGUCUCCGCGCUGUCCGGGGCCACCGCCGGCAUCCUCGGCCUGACCGGUCUGUACGGCUUCGUUUUUUACUUCCUCGCCUCCUUCCUCCUCUCUCUCCUUCUCAUACUCAAGGCCGGCCGGAGGUGGAACAAGUGUUUAAAGUCCAGGCGGUUGCUCGUCACAGGAGGGCUUGUGGGUGGACUGUUCACCUACGUCCUGUUUUGGACCUUCCUCUACGGCAUGGUGCAUGUGUACUAGCUGCUGCGCCGCCGGUCCAAAAACCACACAGCCCCACUGAUCUCGGGUAAAUGACUCGCAAUGAGGGUUUGGCGUUUCGAAAUUAUGUUACAGCAUCGUGACGUUAUAUAGGUUCAAGUCAGCUGCA